AAAAAGGAAAAGCCGACCGCCGAAACCAGCAACGCCUUCGCGAGUAUGAUGGGGCUGGACAACUGGGUCGAUCCGAAUUUGCUCAAAAAGAAAAAAGAGGAAGAGCAGUCUGAGGACGAAUUGAGAAACAUGCUGUCAGGCGGAGACGAAAGCAGUGAAGAGGACGCAGCUUCGGCGAAAAAGUCGUCCAUAAUAUCCGGCAGUCGGGCAGCCUCCCCGGUAAGUUCGCCUACGUCCACGAAGAAAGCGUCGAUUGCGCAAGGGUCAAGUAGUUCCAGCGAUUCAUCCAGCAGCUCGGAGGAUGAAAAAAAGUUGAAAAAUUUCAACGUAGACAGCGUGCAGAAGCAGGUCGCGAAAAACGCAAAAGGGUGAGGGGAAAAAGAUCACUUGACUUCUUUUCGGCAUCGACGUCCUUUAUUCCAAUACAUAGAUUUAGAUACAGGAAAAAAAUAAAAAAUGCAUGUAGAUGGAUGAGAAUUCACUCGAUUGCGCACGUUCCUAGUGGUACAUUGAGCCAUCAUCAACAAGUCGCGAUGAUGAAACUUCGAGCGUUUUUUCGACCUCGAUUAAUCGACUCGUUCGUGUUCUGCUUGUCGGCAAAUUUCAAAAUAACAACUAUUGAAAGUUCUAGUUGUCGUGCGCUGAGGGCGAGAGAAAGUGAAAGCUAAAUCUAAAAAGCCUUCCAGCUGCAAGAGCAAGAUAUCAUAGAUUACCAUCCGGAGUAGUUUUCCUUUCUGUGGGAAGGGGAUGAACCUGAAUCUGUAUUAUUUCUCACUUGAUGUGCUUCAUUUUUCCUUUUCGGAUUGGUAGACCUCGGGUUUUUUGAACGUGAAAGAAUAGAAAGAGCAAAUGUGAUUGUCCUCUCUUUGCGUCCGCUAAGUAGAGCGAUUGGUACAACAAGAUGGUGAUUCCCCUGCCCAGUGUGGGGGUUAGCCCCUACCCGACGCAAAAGGCGCUGGCGUUUCGAAAUACGUUCUUUGUGCUUGCUACUCUGAUGGCGCUCUCUUCCGCCGUCCAGAUGUUCAUGCUGCUGGAGAUAAUGCACGGCUUCAUGACCGGCUUGAUCGCGUUUUGUGGGUACUUUUGCCUCCGGGAAAGCAGUGUGGACAUGCAAUGCUUGAUGUCGUGGGGCAUCAUUUGCUUCAUCAACGGCAUCCUGGAAGUCGUGCAGUUCAUCGACCGCAUCGUCCAUCUGCCCCCGGGAAUCCACAUCUUCGGCGCCAGUAACGGGUUCGAGGGCAACUUCGUGUCUGCGGUCCUGAUCGGCGGGAUGCUCAGCAUGCUCACGGUCAGCAUCAUGGUCUACCAGAUCUACAACGACCAAAAUGCGUCCUCAGGGGGCGAUGAUCGCAAUAGCGGGAGGGGCGGAGGUGGUAUAUCUUUUUUUCUUGCGUGCGUUCGUCUUCGUCUCCAGCUUCACUUCUUACUUUUGGAUGCAAAUGCAUGAGGAUGGAUAGCAUCAUCGAAAUGGAUCGAUAAUCAACGAAAAUUUGGAAAAACUACCUCACAGGUGGCUCAUACACUUCACAACUGUAUGGAACGUUGCCCACCGCCCCUUCACCGGUAACCCAGAGCUUCAUGCCAUUCCAGGGAAAGGGAAACACGCUUGGCGUCUGAUGAAGAUUUGAUUUAGUGCUGGACCCAUCGGCGUUAGCGUUACACUUUUUCUCAAAGCUAGUGCUUCAGACUUCUUUCGAGGUCCUUGCACUCGCACAGGGAGAUUUUAUCGAAGAUAGAUAAGAGAAAAACCGAGCUACAACUGGAGCAGGAGAUUUCAGCUAGUAAUAGCAGAACUGAAUCUACUAUCGAUGUUGAGAAAACGCAACAGGAGAAU
Messenger RNA from Amoebophrya sp. A120, 1834 nucleotides. Lineage: Eukaryota; Dinophyceae; Syndiniales; Amoebophryaceae. The record is from the annotation of a GenBank genome assembly.